AUGCCAGAAGAUGAACCAGCUGAAGUUGUAGCUUCUGCUGUACAAACACCUAUAUUCAUUCCCGAUUUCCCUUGUAAAUCACAUUCUUCUACAACACUACAAGAUAAAACUCCUUCUCCUGAUAUAAGCCAAACUGAUCUGAAAGAAACUAUCUUAUCCAUAUCACAUCUGUGA
This is a messenger RNA of Dentiscutata erythropus, 174 nucleotides long. Lineage: Eukaryota; Fungi; Glomeromycota; Glomeromycetes; Diversisporales; Gigasporaceae. The record is from the annotation of a GenBank genome assembly.